Messenger RNA from Carlito syrichta (Philippine tarsier), 5826 nucleotides. Its product is annotated as KIAA1210 ortholog. NCBI's taxonomy places the organism in Eukaryota, Metazoa, Chordata, Mammalia, Primates, Tarsiidae. The record is from RefSeq and is a predicted model, not a curated record.
AUGGAGCCAGAUACAGGGCAGGCGCUCAAAAAGCCACCUUGGAGCCGCGCAGGGGAGCUGAGGGAGGACGGUGACCGCGAGGCUGGUGGCAGACUGCGGGACAACGACAUCCACGAGCCCAACGAGUACGCGGCAGGAUGGCCCAGGGGUUUGGCUUCCGCGCGGGUCCCUGGAAGCGGUCUACCCUCCAACCCCAGUCAAGAGAUGCCCAACAACACUGAAGACUGCCUGAUGGAGAAGCAGGAGGAAUGGGAAGAGGAGGAGGAGGAAGAAGUAGUCAGAUCAGAAGACCGCGAGAGGCCUUGGAGGAGAAGAAACUUUAUCUGGCUGGCUAUUGCUUCAGCCAGCGGGUCUGGGGCUGCGUGCGUGUGGGCGCUUGGGGUGCAGAGCUGCCCACACGUAGCAGCCGCCCAUGCACUCCAGCAGGCAAGGCGCGUCACCAGCCGGCGGUCCCCUCGGAAGCACCAUGACAGACUUUUAUGGUUGUCUCAAGACUUCAGAGACUCGGCGGGUCAGGGCGUAGAGACAGGUCAACUCUGCGUGGGGCUGUGCGGGGCGGCUGGACGCCAGCCGCGGGGCUUCUCAGCCUUUCGGACUUCUCCUUCCCGCCAGCACCCCUACCUGGCUCCCCUGAGCCCCAGGGACCAAGGGACCGCGACGGGAAGGUAGGCGAGUUCCCAGGGCUGUUGCAGUUGAUUAUUUACUUGCAAAGGCAGGAGGGAGAAAAGCACCAAAGGGGAACUUAGCCAAGCCGCUGCGACAGACACGGAAAUACCUGGUUAUUCCCGGGGUUUCCUGUUGCAGGCAUCCAGAUUCCCUACUUCUUGGUGCAAGGGACCUGGAUGAUUUUGUGUCACUCCAAUGAUUGGUGGUCACCUGGGGGACAGAUUGGUGGGUCCCUCUCAGCAUGCUAGUCUGCUUCUUCUAUUCUAAGAACAGGAUUCAGGAAGUGCUCUUACCAUGGCUGAGUUACUAAGUGAAGUUCCUGGCAGUCUGGAAGUUCUGGAGGCCAGUGAUGAGGGAAAGAAGAAAUCUAAAUUUAAAGCUUUAAAAAGCUUUUUUGGCAAGAAGAAGAAAAAGGAGCCUGAAGAUGACCAGGGAAGGAUGACGUUAAAACCAAACUUGUCCGACAGCAAUAUUAGCAUCUCUACUCUGAAUCCAGUUCAGGAGAAUCAACAAACUGAGCCUGGAUCGAAGAGCAGCAUGGGAAGCAAAACCCUAUCCCAUGAGAGCAUCUUCAUGUUGGAACCUGAGUCUGAAAAAUCAACAAGUAAAAUGUGUCCCACUAUGGAGCCCCAGACAGGCAUAUCUUUGCAGAGAUCUCGUGUUUCUAAAACUGCGCCUAAAACUAGGACCGGUGAUUUGCAUGAAGCUGUGUUUGGAGUCACAGCAGAAGACAGAAGUGGAACCUGGGUUGUGAGCUCCAAGAUCACUGAGAACCCACCAACGCACCCAUGCCAACCCAGCAUCAGCCCACAGCUUAUCCAAUCUGACAGAAUUUCUAAGAAAGGGGCAGAAAUCUCUGUUGGUGAUGAGUCAUCUAUGAGCCCACAAAAGAAGGCUCCACCACACAAGCUUAUGACAGCGAAUAAGAACUCCUCUGAGCCAUCAUCUGGGCCUGAUGACUCUCAGUCCUCAACUGAGUUUGCCACACUUGCCUGUCCCAGCAACACCCAGCUGCCUGUUGGUUUCAGCACCCCAGCCACCACACAGAGCUGUUUAGAUUCUUCAGCUGCUCGACACAAGAUAGCUUUAAAUCCCCGGAAACAAAAGAAAAACUUAGACAUCUUAAUUUAUGACUUUCCAGUGUGGUUUAGUAGUUUCCAGGGUGUUUUAGAGAGCUCUCUACAGCACGUCACUCAGAGAUUAGACACUCCAUAUCUGGAUGAAUUACUUUCAAUAGAACUGAAGCAGGAGGAGCCAAGCCUUCCACUGGUUUCUGAAGAACAAAAGAGUACAACCAAACCAAAAGAAGCCAACCAAAAGAAGCUGAGAAAAGAUAGUGCAGGUACCUCAAGCCAGGAACAGAAGAACAAAACUAAUAAGACAACAAAAGAUAAGACUCCAAACACUGAUGCAGCUGACAGUCGGGUUUAUUCAAUAUCAGCAGCAUAUGGAAGAAGACGGAGAAGAAAAGGAUCAAAUGCUUUAGAAAUGAUUGAGUGUGCAGUCAAAGAAAGAAGCCUCCAACAAUCCAGUCAAGGUUAUGGUCUGGGCAAUAGAGCUAGGUCCUCACCUACUGAGAAGACAGCCAGGAAUUACCCUUUCUGGCAAGUGGAGAAAAAUGCCAUGGAGCAGGCCACAGCUCUACGAGCAGAAACCGCUACUCCUCAAGAGUUGUUUUCAGAUAAAGAUGACAUUAGAAGGAGAAAUGCUGGCAUGAAUUUCAAAGCCAGAAAAGCAUCAGCACAACUCACACCUGAAGACACGGAAGAGUCUAUGGCUAGUGGCCCACCGCCAUACUCUGAAGAUAGAGCUUCUGUAGCUGAGAAGACAGAAGCCAUAACUUCUCUUUUGUCAAUGGUGGAAAGUCUUUCUACAGCUCCAAAAGAGGCCAUUCUCUCAGUGGCAGCAGAAGCUCAGGUGUCAGAAGAAGCUUUCAGCCAUGAGUCACAAAAUGCUCAGUUCAAAAUAGAAUCAAUCCAGGAUGUCCAAAUUAUCUUCAAAGAAAAGCCUCCUGGAGAUGUUCUCCAGGCCUUAACAGCAGAUAUUUCGAGUAUGGCAAGUGCUACGGCUAAAAGAGGUGUUUCUGCCGAGAGGCUGCCUUCCAGAAGCUUUUUCCAGUUCUUGAGGAAGCCUGAAGAUCAAGGAGUCACUUCCAAUUUUGAAAGUACUCCAGAGGAGGAGGGUGGUUCUGAGGAACUGCCUCACAGUUACUCUUCCCAGUCUUUUGGGAAGUUUGAAGAUGAACAAGAAGUUUUCUCAGAAUCAAAAAGUUUUGUUGAAGAUGUGAGCGGCUUUGAGGAACAGCUGACCUCCGGAUGCCCUUCCGAGGCUUUGGAGGAGCCUGAAGAUGAAGAAGUCUCAGCAGAAUCAAAUAGCUAUGUUGAAAAGUACAACAGUGCUGAGGAUUGGAGCAGCUCAGAGGAAGAUCUGCCUCUCGGACACCAUGCCCAGGCCUUGGAAAAGCCUAAGGAAAACCAAGAUGUCUCCCUCAGUUUAGUGAGCACAUCUGCAGAAUGGAAUGGUUCUGAAGAGCUAAUACCUCCCAGAAGCUCUUUCCAGUCAUGGGUGAGACCUACAUUUGAGAAGCAAGUCCCUGCAGGUCCAGAGAGUGCUAUUGUUGACUGGGGCAUAUAUCUUGAGCCACUGCCUCCCAGAGUGACUUCUAAGUGCCCAGGGAUGCCUAAAGUUGAGCAACAAGUCUCCUCAGGUCCCAAAAUUACAAGUAUGGAAGGGUCUGUUUCUGUGGAGGCACUGCCUCCUAAACAUCAUUCUCAGGCCCUGAUGAGACCAGUAGUCAAGCAAGAAGUCUCUGCAGGUCCAGAGAGCACUGCUGUUGAGGGGAGCAUUUCUAUGGAUCUGCUGCCUCCCAGACGCCUUGUCAAGCCAAGGAUGAACACUAAAGUGGAGCAACAAGUUUCUUCAUUUCCAGAGAGCACGGCUGUUGAAGGGAGCAUUUCUGUGAAGUCUCUGCCUCCUAAACAUCUCUCCUACUCCUUGAUGAACCCUAAAGCUCAAGAAAACAUGUUCUCACAUUCAGAGGGUGUUACUACUGAGAGAGUCAUUUCUGUGGAGCCACUGCUCCCCAGAUGUACUCCCCAGUCUUCAACAAAUCUUCAACUUCAAGUUCAACAAAUCUUCUCAGAAAGCACUGCUGUUAAGGAAGGCAUGUUUGAAGAGCUGCUGCCUCCUGGAUGCCCUUCCCAUGCCUUGGGGAGACCAAAAUUCCAGCCACAAACGACUACCCUAGACUCAAUGAGCACUUCUGCAAAAUGGAGUGGUCCUUUGGAGCCGAUGCCUCCCAGACACCCUUUACAGUCAUGGGUGAUUCCUAUGUUUGAGCAGCAAGUCUCUGCAGGUCCAGAGAGCACUGCAAUUGAGGAGAGCAUUUCUAAGGAGCCAAUGUCUCCCAGACAUUCUUUACAGCCAUGGUCCAUUGGGAGAGAUGAAGUCCAGCAAAUGUCCUUUAGCUUUGAGAAUGCUGCUGCUGAGGCUGGCACUUCUGAGAGGCAGUUGUCUCCCGAAUAUCCUGCCCCAUUCUUAACGAAGUCCAGAGUGCAGGAAAUAACCUCACGUCUAGAGAAUACUGCUGUUGAAGAAGACAUUUCUAAAAGAUCACUGCUUCCCAGGCGUCCUUCCCAGUCAUUCGUGAAGUUUAUGGCACAGCAAGUCUUUUCAGAGAGCCCUGCUAUCGAGGGAAAAAAUUAUGUAGAUCCUCUGCCUUCUAAUCAUUCUUCCAAAUCUUCACUGAAGCCUAAAGUUGAGCACCAGGUUUUCUCAGAGUGGGAGAGUGCUGACCCUGAGGGACACAUUUCUUUGAAGACACUGUCUAUGAAGCACCCUCCACAGUCACUAGGGAGACCUGAAGACCCACAAGAAGUCUUUGCAUAUUCAGAGAGUGCUCUUGUGAAAUGGAGCAGUUCUAAGGAGCAGCUAUCUCCCAGAAAGCUUGCCCAGGCCUUGGGGAAGCUUGGGUACCAGCAAGAAGUCUUCUCUGUUUCUGACAGCUCUCCUGAAGAGUGGAGGAAUUCUGAGGAGCAGCUGCCUUCUGAAUGCCCUUCCAAAGCCUUGGGUGGGGCUGAAUUCCAGCCACAGAUAUUCUCAAGGAGCUCAGUGAAUAUACCUGUAGGGUGGGGCCGGACUGAGGAGCACACGCCUCCCAGUCACCCUUUCCAGGCUUUUGGAGGCCCCCAAAAGAAGCAGUUUUAUUCAAGUUCUGUGAAUGCUACUGCUGAGGGAACCAUUUUUGAGAACAAUCCUGGCAGCUGGUCCCUGCCAAAAGGCCCAGCUUCUCCAAACAAAACCAAGAAACACAGCCAAGGUUCUGAAGACCUCAUAAAGAGCACCUCGACCCCCACUACCAAGCCUGGGAAAUUCACCACUGCUCCUGCCUGGAAAACAUUCAUUUCUGAAGGCACUUCCUCUAUGGGAGGAGUGCAUGAGAGUGGUGAUGAUGUCGAAAACCUCUUUGGAGUUCGACUGAGAAGAAUCCCUCCCUCACAAAAGUAUAAGAGUGAGCAACAGGAUAAGGUUACCCCGCUUCCUUCACCGCCCUUGGGCCCAAUUUCAUCCUCUGUAAGCAAGGAGCAUGAAUUCAGAAGCGCUUCCCAGGAACUCCUGGAUACUACAAGGAACUUCACCACAACAUCCAACCUUGCAGAAAAGCAACAGAGCAGGCCCAAAUCUGAAGGCAUGGCCAAGAAGCAACCUGCUUACAAGACCCCAGAAAAGCCUCCUGGAAAACAGUCAGAUGAUGCCAUCUCAGAGCCAGCUUGGCUAUCUAUGAUAAAGCAGAAGCAGAGGGGUUUGCAGGCCUGCAUUCCUAUGAAAGAGCCGAAAACCAAGAGUGUAACUGGAACCACGACUGAAACUAAGGAGCCUAAAUAUGGGGGAGCUGGUCCUGAAACUACAAACCAACCAAGAAGGAUUUUCACUUCUGAUAAACAGAAGACAGCACAGAUGAAGCUAAUUAAGUCUACUAAGUCAGUUGAAUUUGAAGAUCAGAAGAUACUACAAGUGCCUGCCGUGGAAAAACAAACCAAACGAUCUUCAACUCUCCCAGCCAAGUUCCCACAGCCAGUGGAGCUGGAUGAGCCUGUCUGGUUCUCCCUGGCCAAGAAGAAAUCCAAAGCAUGGAGCCACAUAUCGGAGAUCAUGCAAUAA